AAAAAAAAAAAAAAAAAAAGUUAAAGAAAAAUCUUUGCUCAGGUCGGGGACCAAUCUUUGUCGGUUUGGCCCAGAUCCAUCCAACUCUCCUUUUCUUAACUAGGCUUAGUUUCCCUUGUUUUGAAGCUUAAACAAGCCUGUUAUUAACCACAUUUCCCGCACAAUGUGUUUGGGUUUGAGUCAGAUCUAGGCCUUCAAAGUGGAUCGUUGUGAAAAUGGGAGAGAAAUCGGGGAGUUCCAAAGGGUGGUGUGGGUGGUUUUUGGUUCUGGUGAUUUUGGCUGUCGUUGUUGCUGCGGUAGUGGUCACAAUUAAGAAGAAAACGAGUCACUCCGACAAGGCGCCUCCCGUGCCUGGUCCUCCCGGCGCCACUGUCAAGAAGUAUUCCGACGCUCUCAAAGUUUCUAUGCAAUUCUUCGACGUACAAAAAUCUGGUAAGUUGGUAGAUAACCCGAUAUCUUGGAGAGGGGAUUCGGCUCUGAGAGAUGGAAGAGAAGCGAAGUUGGAUCUGUCGAAAGGAAUGUACGAUGCCGGGGAUCACAUGAAGUUUGGUUUUCCGAUGGCUUUUACUGCCACAGUGUUGUCCUGGGCCAUCCUUGAGUAUGGAGAUCAGAUGGAAACAGUGAGUCAGUUGGAACCAGCUAAAGACUCGCUCAAGUGGAUCACUGACUACCUUAUCAAUGCUCAUCCGUCCGAUAAUGUUCUCUACAUUCAGGUGGGUGAUGCUAAAGCGGAUCAUAGUUGUUGGGAGAGGCCUGAAGUUAUGACUGAGAAGAGGCCACUCACGCAGAUCAACACAUCUGCUCCAGGAACAGAGGUUGCAGCUGAGACUGCAGCAGCUAUGGCUUCAGCAUCUCUGGUGUUUAAGAAAGUUGACCCUUCAUAUUCAACAACACUCCUUAAGCAUGCCCAAAAAUUGUUUACUUUUGCUGACACAUACAGAGUUUCUUAUAGUCUUAGCAUCCCUGAAGUCCAGACCUACUACAAUUCAACAGGAUUUGGAGAUGAGCUCUUAUGGGCUGCUAGCUGGCUCUAUCAUGCUACAGGGGAUAAAUCAUACCUUCAGUAUGUGGCCCAGGAUAAUGGAAAAGCGUUUGCUCAAUUUGGAAGUCCAACCUGGUUUAGUUGGGAUAACAAGCUUGCAGGAACCCAGGUUCUGUUGUCCAGGUUAAGCUUCUUUGGAACCAAAGACAUCUCAGACUCGGAAAAAAAUGGUCUUCAAAUGUAUAGGAAGACAGCUGAGGCUGUUAUGUGCGGCCUCCUACCAGAUUCUCCAACAGCCACAGCCAGUAGAACCGACAGUGGUCUCGUAUGGGUCAGUCAGUGGAACUCUCUGCAGCAUCCUGUUGCUUCUGCAUUCUUGGCUACUCUUUACAGUAAUUACAUGCUUACAUCACAAACUGCGAAGAUAUCAUGCAAUGGAAAAUCCUUCUCCGCGGCAGAUCUUCGGGACUUUGCCAAAUCUCAGGCUGAUUAUCUCUUGGGUGGCAAUCCCUUGAAAAUGAGUUUUCUUGUGGGGUAUGGGGAUAAAUACCCACAAUUUGUGCACCAUAGGGGAGCUUCAAUUCCAACUAAUGCAAAGACUGGCUGCACUGAUGGCUUCAAGUGGCUCAACUCAACUGAACCCAACCCAAAUGUAGCCGUCGGAGGGCUUGUUGGCGGGCCCUUCCUAAACGAAACUUACGUCGACUCCCGGAACAACUCCAUGCAAGGAGAACCAACCACGUAUAACAGUGCCGUCCUAGUCGGCCUCCUAUCGAGUUUGGUCACCACCUCUUCAGUUGUCCAAUCCUUCACCUAAAGCUGCCUCAGUACAUAAUUACGCCAUGUUUGUACUAUAGCUAGCCAUUUGCAUGACCAGUUGCACUGCAAAAUUUAGCUUCUGAUUAGGUUGGUUUGCAAGAGUGAGAUAUGUUUGGCUCAAUUGCUCUGAUUCCUGGUCAAUUGUUCUAGUAAACGUCAGGUAUGGUUCCUUUCUUGCGGUGUCUAUGUAACAAUUUGUUAUUGUUUCAUUUUAUAGUAUUAUAUUUUUUGUGUUCCAUCUCCCACCAACAAAGUGCAGACCAAUUUAUGUAAUAUGAUGGAGGAAACAAGAAUAUUAGCAUAUUACUGCCCCUUAAUUUGAAACAAAAAUUAAGUAUGGAGGAAACUA
Corylus avellana is the source of this 2150-nucleotide messenger RNA. RefSeq names its product glycosyl hydrolase 9B7 (gene GH9B7). Gene Ontology annotation, molecular function: hydrolase activity, hydrolyzing O-glycosyl compounds. NCBI's taxonomy places the organism in Eukaryota, Viridiplantae, Streptophyta, Magnoliopsida, Fagales, Betulaceae. Gene Ontology annotation, biological process: carbohydrate metabolic process. The record is from RefSeq and is a predicted model, not a curated record.